GACUGCUUCCGGCUAGAGGUUCCGGGAGGAGGAGGAAGCUGCGGCCGCCCGCUGUGGACGCCCUCAGCCCCCCGGGCAUUGCCGUAGGGCGUUCAGUUUUCCAUACUUGUGGCAAAACAAGCUGAGAGGAGGAACAGACACAGCCCUGGCAGUUGUGGCCCAGCCCUUGCUCUACAAACAUGGCAACCAAGGGGAACAAGAAGCGUCGGCAGUUCUCCCUGGAGGAGAAAAUGAAAGUUGUAGAAGCUGUAGACUCGGGCAAGAGGAAAGGCGAUGUGGCAAAAGAAUUCGGUAUCACUCCUUCUACAUUGUCUACAUUCUUAAAGGAUCGCGCCAGAUUUGAAGAAAAGGUGCGGGAAGCAUCUGUGGGACCUCAACGGAAAAGGAUGAGGAAUGCUCUUUAUGAUGACAUUGAUAAGGCUGUUUUUGCUUGGUUUCAAGAAAUCCAUGCCAAAAACAUUCUCGUGACUGGUUCUGUCAUUCGGAAAAAAGCGCUAAACCUGGCCAACAUGCUUGGCUAUGACAAUUUUCAAGCAAGUGUGGGCUGGCUGAACAGAUUUCGGGAUCGCCAUGGAAUUGCUUUGAAAGCAGUCUGUAGAGAAGAUAGUGGCAGACUAAUGAAUAGUUUAGGAAUAGAUAAGGUUAAUGAGUGGCAUGCAGGGGAAAUUAUAAAACUAAUUGCUGACUACAGCCCAGAUGAUAUCUUUAAUGCUGAUGAGACAGGAGUGUUUUUCCAGUUGCUUCCCCAGCACACGCUUGUAGCAAAAGGGGAUCAUUGUAGAGGGGGAAAGAAAGCAAGGCAGCGGUUGACAGCCCUCUUUUGUUGCAAUGCUUCAGGGACUGAAAAAAUGAGACCAUUGAUUGUUGGUAGGUCAGCUAACCCACGCUGCCUCAAGAAUGUCCAUUCCCUCCCUUGUGAUUACCGAGCCAACCAGUGGGCAUGGAUGACGCAGGAUCUAUUUAAUGAGUGGCUGAUGCAAGUGGAUGCCAGGAUGAAGCGGGCUGAACGCCGGAUCCUCCUGCUGAUCGACAACUGCUCUGCUCACAACAUGCUUCCACACUUGGAAAGGAUUCAGGUGGGGUAUCUGCCCUCAAACUGUACUGCCGUCUUGCAGCCACUGAAUCUUGGCAUAAUUCAUACCGUGAAAGUGCUGUACAGGGGCCACUUUCUAAAACAGAUCCUCCUCAAGCUCAACAGCAGUGAGGAUCAGGAAAAAGUGGACAUCAGGCAGGCCAUUGACAUGAUUGCUGCGGCCUGGUGGUCAGUCAAGCAGUCCACAGUGGUGAGAUGCUGGCAGAAGGCAGGCAUCAUCCCUGUGGAACUGACGGAAUCUGACACAGAAGCAGCAGCCAGUGAACCAGAUAUUGCCAUCGAAAAGUUGUGGCACUCAGUGGCUAUUGCCACUUGUGUCCCAAAUGAAAUAAAUUUCCAGGACUUUGUCACUGCAGAUGAUGAUCUCAUCAUCUCUCAGGAGCUGCUGGACACAGAGGUCAUCCAGGACAUGAGGGCUGGUGAAAAUACUGAUGAAGCUGGAAGUGAAGAUGACGGGGAGGCUUCUUUACCACAGCAGCCAAAAAUCACCCUCACAGAGGCCAUCUCAAGUGUACAGAAACUUAGACGGUUCCUUUCCACUUGUGUAGGUGUUCCUGAUGCCAUCUUUGGACAGCUAAAUGGCAUAGAUGAAUAUUUAAUGAGAAGAGUGACACAAACUCCUGUUGAUUCCAAAAUUACAGAUUUCCUCCAAACAAAAUAAUGUAGAAAUUAACUGACUUUUAAUUUAGAAGAUGUAGUUCACAAUAAUAAAUAUUUCUUUAGAUAGGAUAUUGAACUUAAAUUUUAAGUUCAUUCCAGGUUUCUGAAAUAACCAGGAAACUUACUUGAAUGGAAUUUGGGGACCAAGAAUUUUCAUUUCUAACAAGUGCCCGGGUGAUGCUGAAGCUUCUGUGAUCCGGGGUUCAUUCUUUGAGAACCACUGGUCUAGCUGGGUUCUAGCACUCCUCUCUUCAGUUGGCCAUCUGAAUACUCCCAAUCACUAACUGUCAAAAAAUCAAAAAAUAAAAAGCAUAAGCUGUUCAUACUCCAA
This is a messenger RNA of Camelus dromedarius (Arabian camel), 2084 nucleotides long. It is a transcript of the gene TIGD6, whose product is annotated as tigger transposable element derived 6. Bases 180 to 1754 code for a protein of 524 amino acids. The record is from RefSeq and is a predicted model, not a curated record. Gene Ontology annotation, molecular function: DNA binding. Gene Ontology annotation, cellular component: nucleus. Lineage: Eukaryota; Metazoa; Chordata; Mammalia; Artiodactyla; Camelidae. The transcript is spliced from 2 exons.